This is a messenger RNA of Melampsora larici-populina 98AG31, 1503 nucleotides long. RefSeq lists its product as uncharacterized. Gene Ontology annotation, molecular function: transmembrane transporter activity. The coding region runs from base 1 to 1503 and encodes 500 amino acids. The record is from RefSeq and is a predicted model, not a curated record. Gene Ontology annotation, biological process: transmembrane transport. The transcript has 17 exons. NCBI's taxonomy places the organism in Eukaryota, Fungi, Basidiomycota, Pucciniomycetes, Pucciniales, Melampsoraceae.
AUGUGGCCUUUCUCAAGAUCCCGCUCAACCAAUGGAAACGUCAACUUUCAAUCGGAAAAUGAAAGGACACCAUUGGUACCGGCUUCAAGAAAUAUCAUUUUGGAACAUCAGUCUCAAAAGCGAACGCCUUUACCUGUGAAACAACUUAUGGUCCUUUGUGUGAUGCGGAUCACAGAACCGAUUUCUUACACCCUAAUAUUUCCGUUCAUCAAUCAGAUGUUGGAUGACAUGAAAGUCUCACCUGACCCUAAACAGAUAGGCUAUUACGCUGGAGUCAUUGAAAGUCUUUAUGCUGUUGCACAACUUUGCACAGCUAUAUCUUGGGGUAGACUUUCUGAUCAUGUGGGUAGGAAACCAGUGAUGUUGAUCGGUCUAACGGGUAUGGCUAUCAGUGUGAUCCUUUUCGGUUUACAAAAAACGUAUCUCGGUUUAAUCGCUUCUCGAUUUAUUGCUGGUAUGAUGAAUGGAAACGUCGGGGUUCUACAGAGUAUCCUUGUGGAACUGACUGAUGAAACUAACCAUGGAAGUGCGGUUUCGCUACUUCCAGUCUGCUAUGCAGUUGGAUCCAUCAUCGGUCCAAUCUUUGGUGGUUUCUUAGCAAAGCCAGCUCAACAAUUCCCAUCUAUCUUUGGAAAUUCUACAUUUUUAAUCGAAUAUCCUUACUUUUUACCAUGUUUCAUGGGUGGUUUACUCAACUUUUUGGCUAUUGCUCUUGGAUUAUUUUUCUUAGAAGAGACUUUACCUUCUAAACGGAAAACAAAAUCAUACGAAACAAGAUCUGAUGUUUCUCAAACUGAUCAACAAAUAUCAGUACCUAAUCCAGAUCAAGUUAGAGCUAGGCCACCAAGUAUUCUUUCAUUGUGUACUGGUCCGAUCUUGACUCUCUUACUGUCAUUCAUGUUGGUACAUCUUCAAAACCUUGCUUGGAGCGCUGUUACUCCUUUAUACGCAUACACAAAGGUGAUCCACGGUGGCUUAGGACUAUCACUCGAACAGAUAGGACUCAUGCUAAGUGUGAAUGGUAUCGGAUUAAUUUUUGUUCAAUUGUUUUUUUUCCCACUAUUGGAAAGGAGAUUCGGAGCCGUUAAGGUUUACAGAUGGUCAAUCUUAGCUUUCACAAUCAGUUUUCUUUGUUUACCAUUUGUCAGUUAUCUUGUAAGAUUGGAAGAUAAUACUACGUCAAGGUCGAUUGGUUAUAUGACUACCGUGAUGGUGUUAAGAUGUCCAGGUCUUUUGAGUUAUGUUUGUUCAAUGAUGCUCAUCAAGAUCUUCUCACCUAACUCUCAAGCCUUGGGUACAUUAAAUGGAAUGAUGCAGGCUUGUAGAGCUUUAGCUCAAGCUGUUGGUCCAAUUCUAGGAUCAUCAUUAUUUGCAAUAAGUAUUUCAACGGGAAUACUUGGUGGUAAUUUAGUUUGGAUUAUCUUAGCAUUAGUUUGUGUGAUUGCUCAACUUGGUUCAUUUUUACUACCAGAUCAAGCUUCUGUAGAAAAUGUAGUGAGGUGA